Messenger RNA from Oncorhynchus keta (chum salmon), 2128 nucleotides. It is a transcript of the gene lyrm5b, whose product is annotated as LYR motif containing 5b. Gene Ontology annotation, cellular component: mitochondrion. Gene Ontology annotation, biological process: respiratory electron transport chain. The record is from RefSeq and is a predicted model, not a curated record. The transcript is spliced from 3 exons. Lineage: Eukaryota; Metazoa; Chordata; Actinopteri; Salmoniformes; Salmonidae.
UACAGACAAUUACCUGGGCUAAGUAAAAUAAAAUAAAAAUAGAUCUACUGAUCUGCUGACCAGCUAGCUAAAGUGUAGUCAGUGGCUAAGACAGAAAAGGGAAGGAAGAAGUUCAACACUUCAUUCAAGUCAUUUCAAUACAGCACAUGGGUUCAUCAUGGAUUGAGCACAGGUCUCUGAUCGCGCUGGUGAACGGUAGCGAAGUGUCUGUCACUAGAGAUGACAUGCAGGAGCUUCCUGCAAGAAUUUGUAGUCAUGCUGAGGUCUUCUCUUGCUAAUUCGUAUUUCAUUUUUGUAAAUUGAGGCUACUAAUAUUGAUAAUUACACAGUUAUCAUAACCUCACGCCAGGGUAAGCCUACUAAUGUACACAGUGAAUUUUACGAGCACUUCAAAUUAAGUAUGUGAAAAAUGUAUGGUGGAAAGACGAAUGGAACCAUUUCCGUGUUUGACCGCUAGGUUUUAUGGGUAUUAGGAAGCAUCCACUGUGGCAGACAAAAUGGCACAGAUAUAAAGAUGAGUCCUCUAUCUCUGCUGCUCAUUGGUAAGGUUGAGAAAAUCGGACGUUGAGUGAUGAGCAACAGGACACUGGUCAGGUUUCCACUAGAUAGCACAGCCACAAAGUCAAAAUGGGCUGUAUCGUAAAAAUUAAUUGGAACAAAAAUGUGCUUUUUGGUCUUAAUUUAAAACUGCAAUAUGUAACUUUUUGGGCUACCUGACCAAAUUCACAUAUAAAUGUGAGUUAUUGAUCUGUCAUUCUCAUUGAAAGCAACAACUUACAUUUAUUUAUAUGUGAAUUUGGUCAGGUAGCCCAGAAAGUUACAUACUGUCCAUGUGCAUUAUUUCUGCUUCCUGUUAAGUUUUGUUUAUCUUUUACUUUGUUAUGUACACCAACUGAAGAUACAAUAUUUUGGGUUAUGGAAAGAUAUUUUACAGCGGUUGAGAUGGUAAAAUAAUUCUCUACACUAUACUUAUUCAUUUAAUCACAAACUGAAAUUAGGCAAACUAUUAGAAUUUUUGCAACCAGGAAAUGUCAGUGAUUUCUGCAUAGUGCAUCUUUAAGGUUAGCAGUGUGGUUGAGGUUAGGUUUAAAAAUCAGAUGUUAGAAAUAGGCGGGGUUUAUGACUUUGGGGUGACAACUAGUGACGACACACUGUUCCGAGUUCACUAGUUAUCACAGCCACAAAGUCAUAAACCCUGCCUGUUUCUACAACUUCUCUUCUUAAAAUCUUAUUUUAAACAUCAUUAACCAAAAUUCAAAAGGCACUCGCACAUCUGAGCAAUCUCUGCAGGUGCAUGGCAACAGUUGAACAAGAUGAUGGGAGAAAGGAAACCGCACACUGAUCUUGGUAGUAAUCACUGAUAUUUAAUGAGCUAACGUAAACAACACUAACCACACGCCUAAACUUAAAUUAAGACCGAACACCACAUUUUUGUUUCCAUUCAUUUAUACUAUAUAGCCCAUUUAGGCUGUGGUAACUAGCGGCAAUUAUACAAAUUAACGUAAAGGUUGCGUAAACGUUGCAUUGCGCGUACGUUUACAACAGUCAGGCGAUGCAACGAUGAUCCAAUGACACCGUUUGUAAAGUAACUGUAAUAUUCAUGUGUAAACAUACUGAAUUGUAAUUGGAUGCAUUUUACCGCCGUAUCAUACUGUGCUAUGAUUGGGUAAAACCACCCAGGUGUUGAGGUAAUCUUCGGUUGAUCAUGGUAUGAGACAUGCCAGUUAUAGCUAAUAAAGAGCUAUGUUUAGAAAUAUCCGGUCGUACUGCAUUUUAUUAUUUUGUACAAAGCGUGCAAGACAGUAACUAUACUCUGCUAAUCACUGAAAGUCACCUGUGUGCUGUCCAAUUGUCCCUAGGCUUUGGGACCAUGGCUUAUCCAUUAAGGAGUGAAGUGGUCAGGCUGUAUAAAAAUCUCCUAUACCUUGGAUGGGAGUAUCCCAAAGGUGCUGGCUCCUUUAGGGAUAGACUGAAGUCUGCAUUUUUGAAUAACAAAGAUGUGAAAGACCCAGAGAUGAUUAAACAAAUGAUAGCCCGAGGGUAGUUUGUCAUCAAGGAGUUGGAAGCACUUUACUACCUGAAGAAGUACAGAGCCAUGAAAAAGCGGUACUAUGAACCUGAGGAAUGA